AUGUCCGAGAUGAUGAACACGGGGGUGUGGUGGGACAUGGACACCUGUCCCUUUCCCAAAGGGUUUGAUCGUUAUCAGGUCCGUCAGAGCAUAGAAUCGGCGUUGGAAAACCACCUUCCUUUGACCAGCUCUGCCAUUGGUGACGUUCCUUUCACCAUGUCUGCCAUUGGUGACCUAAGUCGCAUCCCUGAAGCCGACUUGGAAGCGAUCUUAUCCACUGGUUUCUUUACGAAACACGUCACAGACGGUUCUUCGACUAGUGUACUUAUGAGGGAUAUGUAUGCGUGGGCACAGAAUCAUCCACCACCGGCUAGGGUAAUUCUUAUAUCCGAUCAUGAAGACGACGAUUUUGUUGAAAGUCGGUUCUUCGAAUCGUUAAUAGCCGCCGAGUACGAGAUUAUCCGUGCAUAUAGAAAACUUCCGCUCGUUUCGCCCAAUUACGCGUCUAGCACGUUGACAUGGGAUGACUCAUUGUUGUCAAGUGUUUUUUCAUCUCUCGCAUUGAAAUAA
Molecule: messenger RNA, 510 nt
Organism: Microthlaspi erraticum
Lineage: Eukaryota; Viridiplantae; Streptophyta; Magnoliopsida; Brassicales; Brassicaceae
Source: the annotation of a GenBank genome assembly